Messenger RNA from Rangifer tarandus platyrhynchus (Svalbard reindeer), 1923 nucleotides. The record is from the annotation of a GenBank genome assembly. NCBI's taxonomy places the organism in Eukaryota, Metazoa, Chordata, Mammalia, Artiodactyla, Cervidae.
AUGUUCUCCUGCGUGAAGCCCUACGAGGACCAGAACUACUCGGCCCUGAAACGGGCCUGUCUGCGCAAGAAGGUGCUCUUCGAGGACCCCAACUUCCCCGCUACUGACGACUCGCUCUACUAUAAGGGCAGCCAAGGGCCCACCGUUAGGUGGAAGCGGCCCAAGGACAUCUGCGAGGACCCCCGCCUCUUUGUGGACGGCAUCAGCUCCCACGACCUGCACCAGGGCCAGGUGGGCAACUGCUGGUUUGUGGCGGCCUGUUCAUCCCUCGCUUCCCGCGAGUCACUGUGGCAAAAGGUCAUCCCAGACUGGAAGGAGCAGGAGUGGGACCCCGAGAAGCCCAAUGCCUACGCGGGCAUCUUCCACUUCCACUUCUGGCGCUUCGGGGAGUGGGUGGAUGUGGUCAUCGACGACCGGCUGCCCACGGUCAACAACCAGCUCAUCUACUGCCACUCCAGCUCCCGCAAUGAGUUCUGGUGUGCCCUGGUGGAGAAGGCCUAUGCUAAGCUGGCGGGCUGUUACCAGGCCCUGGAUGGAGGCAACACAGCGGAUGCGCUGGUGGACUUCACAGGUGGGGUUUCUGAGCCCAUCGACUUGACCGAGGGUGACUUUGCCAAUGAUGAGGCCAAGAGGAACCAGCUCUUUGAGCGUGUGCUGAAAGUGCAUAGCCGGGGAGGCCUCAUCAGCGCCUCCAUCAAGGCUGUGACAGCGGCAGACAUGGAGGCCCGGCUGGCGUGUGGCCUGGUGAAGGGCCACGCGUACGCCAUCACGGAUGUGCGCAAGGUGCGCCUGGGCCAUGGCCUGCUGGCCUUUUUCAAGUCGGAGAAGCUGGACAUGAUCCGCCUGCGCAACCCCUGGGGCGAGCGGGAGUGGAACGGGCCCUGGAGCGACACCUCAGAGGAGUGGCAGAAGGUGAGCAAGAGUGAGCGGGAGAAGUUGGGUGUGACCGUGCAGGAUGACGGCGAGUUCUGGAUGACCUUCGAGGACUUGUGCCGCUACUUCACGGACAUCAUCAAGUGCCGUCUGAUCAACACAUCUUACCUGAGCAUCCACAAGACGUGGGAGGAGGCCCGGCUGCGUGGUGCCUGGACACGGCACGAGGACCCACUGCAGAACCGCAGCGGGGGCUGCAUCAACCACAAGGACACCUUCUUCCAGAACCCACAGUACAUCUUUGAUGUCAAAAAGCCAGAAGAUGAAGUGCUGAUCUGCAUCCAGCAGCGGCCAAAACAGUCCACCCGCCGGGACGGCAAGGGUGAAAAUCUGGCCAUUGGCUUCGACAUCUACAAGGUGGAGGAGAACCGCCAGUACCGCAUGCACAGCCUGCAGCACAGGGCCGCAAGCUCCAUCUACAUCAACUCCCGCAGCGUCUUCCUGCGCACGGAGCAGCCUGAGGGCCGCUACGUCAUCAUCCCCACCACCUUCGAGCCAGGCCAAGCUGGCGAGUUCCUGCUCCGAGUCUUCACUGACGUGCCCUCCAACUGCCGGGAACUGCGUCUGGACGAGCCUCCCCGCACCUGCUGGAGCUCCCUGUGUGGCUAUCCCCAGCAAGUGACCCAGGUUCACGUCUUGGGGGCCGCCGGUCUCAAAGACUCCCAGACAGGGGCUAACUCUUACGUGAUCAUCAAGUGUGAGGGGAACAAAGUCCGCUCGGCCGUGCAGAAGGGCACCUCGACACCUGAGUAUGAUGUGAAAGGCGUCUUCUACCGCAAGAAGCCGAGCCAGCCCAUCACUGUGCAGAUCUGGAACCACCGAGUUCUGAAAGAUGAGUUCCUGGGCCAGGUGCACCUGAAAGCCAACGCGGAUGACCUCCAGGCCCUGCACACCCUCCACCUCCGGGACCGUAACAGCCGGCAGCCCAGCGACCUGCCAGGCACCGUUGCUGUGCGCGUGCUCAGCAGUGCCUCCCUCACGGCCGUCUGA